CGAGCCAAACAGGGAAUAGCCCUUUACUUUAUUUUCCGGGAAAAUCGUCUUCGGCCGGAAAAUCUUUUACUCGGUUUCAUAAAACGACGUCGCGGAACUGGCAUCACAGCAAAGCUACGGAGCAAUCUCACUGAGCUCGCAGUACAUGAUGAUGAUGAAGAAGCAGGAGAAGAAAUUCGAAGUUACGUUUUGGCUCCUCGACAGAACACACUGGUGGAUGGGAACACGUGGACUCGGAGGCAUCUUUUCCUUUUCUAGAAUUAUCCCUUUAAUGCCUCGUUUGCAUCGAAGGUUUAGGGUUAAAAGGACCCUCAAGCAGGGUGGAGGUAGAAGGGAGAGAUUUUUUAGACCAUUGUUGAAGGAGAUAAUCAUUCUCAACCAUGGGAGAUAAGCCUUCUGACACUCCAAUUCCUGAUGGGUGGAAGUUCAAGAGUGAGGUCCGAAAGGACGGAUCCACAUCCUCGUGCUACUGGUGUCCAGCAACUGGACAGCACUUUUUCACUUACGAAGAUCUUAUGCGAUAUGUGAACUAUGCCAAGGAGGCCAAGCUUUCAAUAUAUGCCCCAGAUUUUAAUAGCAAUAAGACUCGGAAGAAAGCUGGCUUCAUACCAAGGAGGACCCGACCUAGCUCUGGAGCUAGAAGAAAGCUUUUGGGUCAGAGCUCUAGGCCACUGCCUUUGGAUCAGGGUGAGGAUAGCGGUAGCUUGGAGGGAAGCACUGACCCAGUAGAGAGCACUGAUACAGGCAAGAACAUCGAAGCUGGCCUCCAUGAGGCAUUGGAAGACCCGAUUAGGCAAGAAGCCUUCAAUGAAUAACUGUUUCUCUUUCUGAUUCAAAACUCUGUUGUUCAUUUUUCAUGGGUUUUAACUAUUUAGAAUAACUCUUUUGGCACCGUAAUUUUUUUUUUUUUUGGAAGACGCCUUUGGCACUGUAAUGCUACUUGCUGGUUUCUUAAUGCAUUUUCCAGUUUUGUUAA
Molecule: messenger RNA, 976 nt
Organism: Prunus dulcis (almond)
Lineage: Eukaryota; Viridiplantae; Streptophyta; Magnoliopsida; Rosales; Rosaceae
Exons: 5
Coding region: 381-815 (144 amino acids)
Molecular function (GO): DNA binding
Source: RefSeq, a predicted model, not a curated record